AUGAACACAAUCAGCCCCCCACCCACCUUCAAGCGCAUCUCGGGCCCCAAGCGCAUCCUGGGCGUCGUCGUCGGCAUCGCAGGCGGCCUGGGCGCCAACGCCGUCCUAGGCUACACCUUCAUGUCCUUCUACACGCGCGGCACGAAAUUCGUGCCCUACGACACCAAUUCCCCCGACCACACGACCGCCGUCUUCCGCGCACACAACCCCGCCUCCAACCCGCCCGUGUGCAUUGACCACGCCGUAAAAUCCAUACCGUAUGCGAAACUGCCGAGCAAGUAUUUGACACAGGGAAGCGUCGAUCGGGCGCAGCUCGCGACGGAUUUUUGUCGGGGGGUCUGGGGUGGGGUUGCGUAUAGGGUGCAGCGCAGGUAUUUGGAGCGCAAGUACCGGGCGCUGGAGGGGCGGGAGGAUAGUCUUUGGGACGUGAAGGAGCUUGAAAAGAGUGAGUAUCCGGUGGGCACGAAGAUUACGGAUCAUUUUGAGGUGGUGGAACAUGAUGAUUCAAAGGUCAUCGUACGCUGCGGCGACUCGCCGUUAAACAAAGAUCAUCGUCCUAGCGAUGGCUUAUUCUCGAUGGAAGUCUCGACGGAUGAUAAGGAGCAGAUGGCGACGUUCCAUCUCAAGUCGAACUUUGUCAAUACGACGCCCGAGGGCAAGGAUAGUCAGCCGCUGCCAUGGAACUUUCAGCUCGCGCAUAGGUGGUACACCAAGUUGUGGAUGGAGAGCGCGACGAGGAAGUUGUUGAAGGACGCUUAG
Messenger RNA from Parastagonospora nodorum SN15, 759 nucleotides. RefSeq lists its product as hypothetical. Lineage: Eukaryota; Fungi; Ascomycota; Dothideomycetes; Pleosporales; Phaeosphaeriaceae. The record is from RefSeq and is a predicted model, not a curated record. The coding region runs from base 1 to 759 and encodes 252 amino acids. The transcript has 2 exons.